AUGUCAGAAAAAUCAACCCUGCAAAAUCAUAUAAUAUCACACGGCAGCACACCAACAACUCCACACAACAGUAAUCGAAAAAAAAACACAUCAGGAAAUUUACUCAAUGAUAAUUCUUUGAGUCCAAAAACGAGAAAAAUCAUUCAGUCAAGUCAACAUGGUGAAGAUAAUACAUUACAACCAAAACAAGGUGAUCAACAAAGAAGUUUUUUGGAGGAGCACAAUUAUUCAUGUCAAAGACCAGACAAUUAUUCAUGUUUUGAUACUGAAGAACAAACAUCGCCAAAUAAGUCAAUUUUAGACAAAUAUUUGAAUGCCAUAUCAACCAUUGCUGAUACAACAAUAGAAACCGUUUUUGCUACAACCUUACCAACAUCGUAUUCAUUUGCCUUAUGUCCGGUAGACCUGUUAAAAUUGAAGAAUAUUCGUGAUCGAAAUUUACAUAAACAAACGUUGAAAAAAUUUGUUAAGAUGGGUCUUCCAAUUCAAGAAUCAUCCAAUACAAUGUACAAAAUAUUCAAAGCAAAACAACGGCAGCAACAGCAACGAGCAAGUGGUGAAGAAAGUGAUGGAAAACGAAAAGUAGAUAUUGAAUAUUUAGAUAUUUUAUUACCGCACAUCAAGAAAUAUAAUUCAUGCUGUGGAUUGUGUGUCGAGCAACGAUAUUUUGGGAAACAAAGAAAAUUACCAUCCGGUUAUCUCUUACGAUGUAACCUUCUAUGUCAUGGUAGUCCAUAUUGUAAAUUUCGAUGUUUUAUCAUUGUGCACAAUAACGGUACACGCUACAUCAUUUCAAGACAAAAUGUUGUUAAUCAUUAUAUUAAUCAGAAAAUUGCUCGUCCAAUACGUGGUGCAAAACGAGAAGAAUUAAAAGAAAAAUUCAAAGCCGGCGGCUCUGUAUAUCGAACUCAUGUUGAUUAUGCUCAAACGCGAACAACAUUCGAAAAAUUAUCAUUCAGUUAUGACAAAUGCGGUACUUCAAAGAAAACGUUUCAAAAAAUAAAAUCAGAAGCGGUCAGUGAAUUAAUCCUAUACCCAAAAGUCGACACUGCUCUACAAUUGUUAGAAAAACGAUUCAAGAAAGAAAUCAAUCCAGAUGGAGAUGUUCAAGAUUCAGAUUUAAGAAUGUGUGUUACAAAAGAUGGUCCAACAUUAACAGGUGAUCUAUUUGAUGUUUCUGAUGAUGAAACCGACAACAACGACGAUGAUACAAAUAAUGAACCAGUUCUGCAUGUGACUAGACAACAUAGCCAAAAUAAUAAAAGUACUCGACGUGUUAAAACAAUGAUCGAUGAAGAAGUUGAACUGAAUACCGCGAAUUCUGAAUUUAAAACAGCAUUACAAAUAUUUAUUAUGAAUGUUUACAUGAAAAAGGAUAUCCCAAGGAUUCAAGAAAGAGAACUAAAGAAAUAA
Messenger RNA from Didymodactylos carnosus, 1413 nucleotides. The record is from the annotation of a GenBank genome assembly. NCBI's taxonomy places the organism in Eukaryota, Metazoa, Rotifera, Eurotatoria, Philodinida, Philodinidae.